Molecule: messenger RNA, 1104 nt
Organism: Coffea eugenioides
Lineage: Eukaryota; Viridiplantae; Streptophyta; Magnoliopsida; Gentianales; Rubiaceae
Product: monomethylxanthine methyltransferase 2-like
Exons: 4
Coding region: 1-1104 (367 amino acids)
Biological process (GO): methylation
Molecular function (GO): S-adenosylmethionine-dependent methyltransferase activity
Source: RefSeq, a predicted model, not a curated record
AUGGAAGUGCAACGUGUUCUGCACAUGAACAAAGGGGACGACGAUGCAAGCUAUGCCAAAAAUUCAUCAGGGCAAAAGUUGGUGAUAAUGAAGGUGAAGCAUUUUCUUGUACAAAGCAUAGAGAAGUUGUUUCACUCUUACCCAAGUGCAAAGUGCAUAAGAAUAGCAGAUCUGGGAUGCUCUUCGGGACCUAACGCCUUGGUGCCAGCGGAGAAUAUGAUAGAAAGUAUUCACAAAGUUUAUCAUAAAUUGGGACAUAAACCGCCUUCAAUUGAAGUUUUCUUGAAUGACCUCGAGGGCAAUGAUUUUAACAACGUUUUCAGGUCAUUAAGCAAGUUUUAUGAUAAACUUGAAAAAAAUGGAAGCAAACGCGGAUCAUGUUUUGUUGCAGCUACGCCUGGUUCUUUCUACGGCAGACUUUUCCCAGAUCAUUCCACCCAUUUUAUACACUCUUCUUAUUCAAUCCAUUGGUUGUCUCAGGUUCCUAGGGAAUUGGAAGUUGAAUCAGGAAGGGGAUCGAACAAACGCAAUAUUUGCUAUACUGUCACAAGUCCGCCCGGUGUGCACGAGGCAUUCUUGGAUCAAUUUAGAAAAGAUUUUACAUUGUUUUUGAGGAUGCGCUCUACGGAGAUGGUUCCUCAGGGACAUUUAUUUCUCACUCUUCAAGGAAAGAUGGAUGAGAAUGACAGUUUUGAUCACUGGGUGUCCGUUGGGAUGACUCUGAACGACAUGGUAAUGCAGGGAAUGAUAGAAGAAGCAAAUUUAGAUGCGUUCAACAUUCCAUUUUACGGACCAUCAAUGGAGGAACUAAGGAGCAUAAUUGAGAAUGAAAAUAGCUUCAACAUUUUGAGUCUUGAGACAUUUAAGUUGCACUGGGACGAUUUCUACAUGGAGGUUUUUAAGAAGAAACCGGAAGAUAAUUACAUCAGGGGGGAGUAUGUGGCUGCGAGCUUAAGAGCCAUACUGGAACCUAUCCUAACCAGUCACUUCGGCGACGCUAUCAUGGAUGAAUUUUUUCGCAGGUUAGCAAAGAAAUUAUCUGAACAUCUGGAGGUAGGAAAGGGUUAUGUUGAUAAUUUGGUCGUUUCCCUUGGAAAAAAGUGA